Messenger RNA from Electrophorus electricus (electric eel), 1702 nucleotides. RefSeq names its product keratin 18b (gene krt18b). Gene Ontology annotation, cellular component: cytoskeleton; keratin filament. NCBI's taxonomy places the organism in Eukaryota, Metazoa, Chordata, Actinopteri, Gymnotiformes, Gymnotidae. Gene Ontology annotation, biological process: intermediate filament cytoskeleton organization. Gene Ontology annotation, molecular function: structural molecule activity. The record is from RefSeq and is a predicted model, not a curated record.
AGCACUGGGUGCAGUAUAAAAGCCUUGCACCACCCACCCCUCAGCUCUCGAGUCCUGCGUUCCUCCAGAGUGCACUCGUUUUUCUUCCUCACCGCCUCUCACAUCCCACUAUCACCAUGAGCUACUACAUGCCCCAGGCCUCUCACAUUUCCUUCAGCCGGUCCACGCCAGGGUCGUAUCGUGCUCUCAGCACGUACGGCGGCGCAGGAGGGCAAGGUACAAGGAUCUCCACCGCUUCUGGGUACGGCGGCCUGCGCUCCUUGCCACCGGGCACCGCCGUCUCCUCCUCCACGGCCUUUAAGGUGAGCUCUGCGUCCACGGGACUGGGCGUGGGGGCAGGCACAGGCACUGGGUCCUUCAGAACAGCAGGCGCCUCAGCAGGGGUUUCUGCCGGAUCUGUCCUGGGCAAUGAGAAGGGCCAGAUGCAGAAUCUGAAUGACCGUCUGGCCUCCUACCUGGAGACGGUGCGCAAGCUGGAGCAGGAGAACAGCGCGCUCGAGCAGAAGAUCAAGGAGGCCAUGGAGAAAGCAGGGCCAGACACACGUGACUACAGCAAGUACAAUGCCAUAAUCGAUGACCUGAGAAAGAAGAUAUUUGAUGCCACUGUGGACAAUGCAAGUCUUGUCCUGCAGAUCGACAACGCUCGUCUGGCUACAGAUGAUUUCAGAGUCAAAUAUGAAAAUGAGAUGGCAAUUAGGCAGUCAGUGGAGGCAGACAUUGUAGGUCUGAAGAAAGUCAUUGAUGACACCAACAUGGGUCGCAUGAACAUUGAGGCUGAAAUUGAGGCUUUAAAAGAAGAGCUUGUCUUCCUCAGGAAAAACCAUGAUAAUGAUGUUGCAGAUCUGCGUAAUCAGAUUACCCAAUCAGGCGUGCAGGUGGAUGUUGAUGCUCCAAAGGGGCAAGACCUAGCCCAGGUCAUGGAGGAGAUUAGGACAAACUACGAGAGGCUGGCACUCAAAAAUGCAGAGGAGCUCAAAAUGUGGCAUGAGAAUCAGAUAGCAGAGGUGCAGGUACAGGUAUCUCAGAACACAGAAGCUCUACAAGGAGCUCAGACGGAGAUAAAUGACCUGCGAAGACAGAUCCAGACACUGGAGAUAGAGCUAGCUUCCCAACAAAGCCUAAAAGCAUCUCUGGAGGACACACUUCGGAACACAGAGCUACAUGCCAAUGCAGAGAUGGAGAAAUACAACACUAUCAUCCUGCAGCUGGAGGGAGAGCUGGCGCAGCUAAGGGCCAAGAUUACUGAGCAAGGCCAGGAGUAUGAAGCCUUGCUCAACAUGAAGAUGAAACUGGAGGCCGAGAUUGCCACCUACAAGAGCCUUCUGGAUGGGGGAGAUCUUAAACUCCAAGAUGCACUGGAGUGAGUGACAUCACAGAUGCAGGUUGUAAAGGUGAUGAUUGAAAGGGUCAAAUCCACAAAAAUGUAAACUAAUUUCAAAACGUGAAAAUCUGCAUGAAACCCUUCAGAAAAUGCUUUGCCAAAUUCCUCUGAAAGGGCACUGAAAAUGAUGGUUUUAAACAUUUCCACUAGAUGUUGUCUGUGAAGAAACAGUGAAUAAACUUUAAAGUCGAUCACUUUUAACAAUAAGGCCCCAACUAGUUUUGAAAUAGUAAAUAAUGUGAAAAAUUAAUUUAGCCUCUGUGAACACCUUUCAUAAGUUCAAUUGGGUAAAGAUAAAAUAAACCAUGUUCUGAAAAAAAA